AUGAUGGGAUUGGGGACUACUCCCGCCAUUCUAGCGGGGUUGGUGGUAUGUUAUUGUCUCUCCACUUGGAUCUACAACCUUUACUUUCACCCGCUUGCCCAAUUCCCUGGCCCUUUGCUCGGACGCGCCUCUCUGUGGUGGCGCUUCAUUCAUACCUCAACCGGCAAGGUCCACCUUGCGAUUGAGGACUUGCACAAACGCUAUGGCCCGAUUGUGCGUCUCUCGCCCAACGAACUGUCCUUUGGAUCGGUUGAGUCCUGGAAGGUGAUCUACGGACAUCCCACCUCCCAAAGGCCCAUGCCCGAGAAGGCGGCUUUCUACGAUGUCUUCAGUGCCGGCUUUGCGCGAAAUGAUCUUGGGAGCGAGCGCGAUUAUCACAAACAUGCCGCCAUGCGCCGGAUGCUCGCUCCGGCCUUCUCCCAACGCGCUCUCCUCGAGCAAGAAGACAUUAUCGGUGGUAUUAUCGACAGGUUUGUGCGGAUCGUGGGGGAGAAGGCACCCCCCGGGUCCAAGGGAAUCAAUAUGACCAAAUGGUACGAGAUGAGCUCAUUCGACAUCUUAGGGGAGAUGGCCUUUGGCGAAUCCUUCCAUAGCCUUGAAGCCGGAAAACCACAUUUUUGGGGGGAUCUGAUCGUCUCGCAUCUCUACUUCAUCACUUUGAUUGACAACCUGCGACGAAUCAGCACCAUUGCCACUCUGGCUCGAUAUCUGCUCCCCUCGUCCGUUCUAGUGCAGAACCAAAACUCCCGUUACGCAAGAGACCAGGUUGAAAGAAUCGCUGGGGGUGAGACCGUGUCAACCUUCCUGGCCGCCACCACGUGUUUUCUCUUGCAACACCCAGACAAAUUCCAGCGCCUCGUCACGGAGAUCCGGGGAGCUUUCCGAUCAUACGACGAGAUCAAAGCUCAAGCGGCCCAACAACUACCCUACUUACAGGCAGUAAUCAACGAAGGGCUUAGACUCUGCCCGCCCGGGUCGCAAGGAUCCCCACGUGUCUCCCCGGGGUUCAAACUCCAUGGCCAAUAUAUUCCUCCAGGCGCCGAAAUUUACACUAGUCCGUGGACAACGGCGCACAACUCCCGUUACUUCAAGGAUCCUAACAGCUUUGUUCCGGAACGCUGGAUCGAUCGGUCUUCGACUGAUGUUAAAGAGGCGAGUCAGCCUUUCUUACUGGGACCCAGGAGCUGUAUCGGAAGAAAUUUUGCCUAUAUGGAGAUGAACCUGCUCAUGGCUAAACUCUUCUGGACGUAUGACUUGGAAUUGGUUAAUAGAGACAUCGACUGGCUGGGAGAAGGGAAAGUCCAUGUUCUCUGGUGGAAGCCUGAGCUACUCAUACGCUUCCACCGGCGACCUACUUGA
Molecule: messenger RNA, 1359 nt
Organism: Aspergillus affinis
Lineage: Eukaryota; Fungi; Ascomycota; Eurotiomycetes; Eurotiales; Aspergillaceae
Product: cytochrome P450
Exons: 8
Coding region: 1-1359 (452 amino acids)
Molecular function (GO): monooxygenase activity; iron ion binding; heme binding
Source: RefSeq, a predicted model, not a curated record